This is a messenger RNA of Penicillium hordei, 1398 nucleotides long. Its product is annotated as Peptidase C78 ubiquitin fold modifier-specific peptidase 1/ 2. The coding region runs from base 1 to 1398 and encodes 465 amino acids. Lineage: Eukaryota; Fungi; Ascomycota; Eurotiomycetes; Eurotiales; Aspergillaceae. The record is from RefSeq and is a predicted model, not a curated record. The transcript is spliced from 6 exons.
AUGGCCGACAACAACACCGCCUCAUGCCCUUUUUGCCCUUUCACGGACUUCGAUGCUAAUUUUGUGUCCCAACACAUCGAAUUCUGCCACCCAGAAACUGGGGCAACGGGUUUCCUGCAGGACAACCCGCAGGAAUUCGCAGGUCAAAGCUCGGCUCCACCGCCAGUGGACGAGGAUGGCGCAGAAAAAUAUAUCGACUGUCCACAUGGAUGUGGUGAGACAAUAGAAAGUGCCGAGCUCUCGAGUCACCUGGAUCUGCAUGUCGCAGAGGACAUGGCGCUGGAUGAUAUCGGGGCCACACCGUCACGCUCAACUCCAGACGUGCAUGACCAUGGGUAUGAUGAGUCCUUUGAUGAUGAAGAUCCCCUAGACAUGGUCGACUCUCACAAAGGAGGCAAGCGUGGGAUGCAACGAGACUCCUCGCGAGUAAACACUGCCAAGCCACCACGGCCUCACAGUCCCCCAAGGACAACCAAUGCCGAUGGCACAAAGAGACUAGGGCGCUCAGAACUGGGUCCUCAUGCCCACGAGAAAAAAAUGCCAUCAUGGCUAAGGAACAUGUUGGAAAAAGGCGGCAGCAUAUCAAAGCAAACGCAAAUCACUUCGGACGGCAAAUUCACACGGCGCGAGACAGUAGAAAACGAGACCGACCAUCUGAUUCCUGUUAUUGCUCGGUUGUGCGAACAGGACAAGUCCGUCCAGCGGGCAUUCUUCUGUAGCCCCAAAGUCCGCCAUAUCUGCAAGAUGCGCCGGGAAGGCGGGUUUUGUGGCUAUCGUAAUAUCCAAAUGAUGGUCUCUUGGCUGAAAAAGUCCCGUGGCUUUGGCCAUGAGCACUUCCCAAAAAAGGGGCCGACGAUCCUUGAGCUGCAGGACAUGAUUGAAUCGGCCUGGGAUUUGGGGUUCAAUAGUUCUGGAAGAGCCGAAACAGGUGGUAUCAAAAAUACCCGCAAGUUUAUUGGAACGCCUGAAGCACAAGCACUUUUGAUGAGCCUAGGAAUUCCAUGUGAAGCCAGGAGUCUGGCAGAGAGAAGCGAUGUACGGGCCUGUGAUGCUCUUUACAUUGAUGUCGCCGACUAUUUCCGAUCAGCUUGCUCACCAGAAGACCAGACGAAGAUCGUUCAGACUGAUCUCCCUCCGAUAUACUUCCAGCAUCAAGGUCAUUCUAUGACAAUUGUCGGAUUUGAAAUACGAGCCAACGGCAGCGCAAAUCUGCUGGUUUUCGAUCCCAUGUUCAAGACUUCCCCUGCAAUGGAGCGUCUAAUCGGGGCGUUUGUCAAGCCUUCAGAUCCCACUCGACUUCUCAAAGCAUAUCGCAGGGGAACGCCUUAUCUGCAAAAGUACAAAAUAUUCGAGCUUCUCAAGCUACGUAUAACCAGCCCGGAACAUGAAAUCAUAUAA